Molecule: messenger RNA, 4318 nt
Organism: Syzygium oleosum
Lineage: Eukaryota; Viridiplantae; Streptophyta; Magnoliopsida; Myrtales; Myrtaceae
Exons: 8
Coding region: 620-4090 (1156 amino acids)
Molecular function (GO): helicase activity
Source: RefSeq, a predicted model, not a curated record
UCGAACAAUGUCGGUACUCGUGUACUGAUCACGACCACAUCUCAUUUUCUAAUUUCCAUAACCAGUCAUAAGAUUAAGGCGCAUGUACACGCGUGUUGUCAAUUAAAACAGAGAAAGGAACAUGUGCUUGUUAAUCUGAAUCCAAACUCCAAACAUUCAGGACACCAGUUAUUUGAGACAAGAAAAAACAGUGUGUACGUGUGGUACACGCAAGAAAUCUUAACAUGCAAGAAAUCUUUACCCAAAGUAACUUUUGUUUGUUGGUUUGAGGCAUACAACUUCUUCGCUUUGAAAAAAAUGUGGAACGAUGAAGAAGCCCGUCUUGCAAAGCCACAUGCAUUGUGCAAAAAGCUCAGCAUGUAAAGUUUUGGCGAAAUCGGAUCAAAUAGCGCGGGAAUACGAGGAAACCCAAGACUUUUCUAGAGUCAUCAGCUUCGUUUCUUGCGCUUUUCACUUUACCCGAAGUCACUCACCGAUCGUCAUUUUAAAUGCUCAUCUCGAACGGGAGUGAUUCACGAGUAUUAAAGGUGCUCGCUUCUAUAUAUUGCGCUCUCGGUCUCUCGUUGUUUGAAACUCUCAGUCAUACUUAUCAUCUUCGACGGGAGAGUAAGGAUUUUUUAUGGCUUCAGAGACUAGUCUCAGAAUGAGCAAAGGAUGGUUGGUCAUGGAUUCUAGAGAAGGUGCAGACGCUGGUUCUAGCAGGAGGAAAGACAAGCCCAGGGACCUUACUGAUAUUAUCUUCUCUUGGUCUCUUCGAGAAAUCUUCAAUAUCAAUCUCUACAGGGACAAGGUGGAGAGCAUCCCAGAGUCAUUUCAAUCGGUUGCGCAAUACCUUGCUUCUUAUAUCUUUCCUUUGCUGGAGGAAACACGAGCUGGUCUCUGUUCAAGUAUGCAGAAUGUAUCUAGGCUGCCUUUCGCCAAAGUCACUGGGUUUGUUAAAGGCGAGAAGAAUGCUUACCACGUCGAAGUGGAUUACUGGAGAAACAUGUCCACUUACCGUGGCAAGGAGCCUUACAAAACUUCCCCUGGAGAUGUUUUGAUGUUGACUAAUGCUAAGCCGCAUACCAUUCCCAGCUUAGAAAGGUUUGCAGGAAGAUGGGCAUUUGCAUCAGUCGGUGAGAUGGUAGAAGGUGGGGACGGGGAUGCUCGAACAUCAACAAAGUUCAAAGUCAAGGCAUUUUUUAACAAUGAAAUGAACGAUGUUCGUGCCUGCAAGUCAAUGUAUGCAGUUUUCCUUAUGAAUGCAGUCACUAACGAUAGGAUAUGGAAUGGGCUACACAGAUUGUCGAACUUGAAGAUUGUAAAGGAAGUUCUAUGUACAAAUUCAGUGGCUUUGAAAGAUUGCAAUCUCUGUAUUACUCGAAGUCAUGGCUCUGGACACGAGAGUCUUGAUAAGAACUUAUUUAGUAGUCUGAAUGAAUCUCAGACGAAAGCAGUUCUGGCUUGUCUCGAUAGCAUCGAGUGCCAACACAGGUCGGCUGUAGAAAUGAUACAGGGUCCUCCAGGGACAGGGAAGACCAAUACUGUCGCAGCGCUGCUCUUUACUCUCUUGAAAAAGAAACACAGAACCCUUGUUUGUGCUCCAACAAAUGUUGCCAUCAAGGAAUUGGCAUCUCGUGUUUUGCAGCUGGUGAAACAAUCGGUUUGCACAAACUCUCGUGGGGAAAGGUUGUUCUGUAACUUAGGAGACGUGCUAUGUUUCGGGAACAAGGAGCGGAUGAAAGUAGAUUCAGAUAUGGAGGAAAUAUACUUGGAUCAUCGCGUUGAUUGUAUUGCUCAGUGCUUUUCUGUACUCACUGGUUGGCAGCGUUGUCUAACUUCCAUGAUCGAUACUCUCAAUGACUGUGUCCGUGAAUACCACCUUUUACUGGAGAAUGAAGGCAAUAUUAUAUUGGAGCGUAAUGGUAACGAGGUUCGGAGCAAAUGUAGAAGCAGCAAAAAUGAAUCCAAACUUGAAUUUAAAUCAUUUCUGGAUUUUUUCAAGCUCAGAUUCAAGUCAAGUGCAGAGUCUCUCCGAAGAUGCUUCUCCAUCUUAUGCACCCAUAUAUCCAAAAGUUACCUUUUGGAGCAUAAUUUCCAGGAUAUUAAAUCCCUUCUCAUCUUACUCGAUUCUUUUCAAAUUCCACUAUAUAGAGAGAAGUUGGAUUCGAGAAAGUUGAAGGAGGCAUUUUCAUCGGACCCAUCUUCAUUCAAAAGUUGCACAGAUCCACUAUAUACAGCAUUAUCGUUGAAGAGACGUGAGUGCCUCUCUGUUUUGCAAACUCUCAAUACGUCUCUUGGAAAGCUAAACCUUCCAACAUUUACGUGUAAGGAAAAGAUAGCGGAGUUCUGUUAUCAAGCGGCUUCCUUGAUUUUCUGCACUGCUUCUAGCUCAUAUAAGCUGUACUCCCUGGAAAUGGAGCCUGUCAGUUUAGUGGUGAUCGAUGAGGCUGCGCAGCUGAAAGAAUGCGAGUCAAUGAUUCCGCUACAAAUUCGAGGUGUCAGGAACGCAAUUUUAGUUGGAGAUGAAUGUCAGUUGCCUGCUGUGGUUGAGAGCAAGCUUUCUAGCAAGGCUGGCUUUGGAAGGAGUCUCUUCGAAAGGUUGAGUUCUCUGGGUCAUCCUAGACACCUUCUCAAUGUCCAGUACAGAAUGCAUCCCGCAAUAAGUGCCUUUCCAAUAUCAACCUUUUACAAAAACCAAAUUCUGGAUGGGCCGAAUGUUACUGGCAAAAGUUACAGAAAAUGUCAUUUGCAGUGGCCAAUGUUUGGCCCGUACUCCUUCAUAGAUAUUCUUAAUGGAAGAGAAGAAGGUGGGGAUAAUGGACGUAGCCUUAGAAACUACGCUGAGGUAGGAGUUGUAUCGAAGAUUUUGAAGAAUCUAUACGAAGCAUGCAAAUCUUCAGGCGAAGAUUUAAGUGUUGGCGUGAUAUCUCCAUAUGGAGCUCAGGUUGCUGCAAUACAGCACGAAAUUGGAAAAAGUUAUGAAAAUAUCGAAGGCUUUACAGUGAAAGUGAGGACAGUGGAUGGGUUUCAAGGGGGUGAAGAGGAUGUCAUAAUAGUAUCGACCGUAAGAUCAAACCCUCGCGGUUCUAUCGGGUUCGUUUCUGAUCCUAAGAGAACCAAUGUCACUAUCACCAGGGCAAGAUACUCUCUUUGGAUAUUGGGAAACGAGAGAACGCUGACGAGAAGCAAAUCUGUGUGGGAAGCUUUGGUUCAUGAUGCCAAGAGCCGCGGGUGUUUCUUCAGCAUUGAUGAUGUUAACGCUAUUUUGGAUGGGAAGAAUAAACAGCUUGAUGAUCCAAUUGAUGGAAGUAGUGUACUAUUUAGAAAUGAGAGGUGGAGGGCAAACUGCCCUCAUGAUGCUAAGAGCCGAGAAUGUUCCUCCAGUAGUGAUGAAGUUAAAGCCAUUAUGGAUGGGAAGAAGGAGAAUAUUCGGCUCGAUGAUCCGCUCGAUGUCCUAUUUAGAAAUGCUCGGUGGAGGGUUUUCUUCGGCGAUAACUUUGUGAAGUCUUUCAGAAAGCUUACGUCACAUAAGACCAAGAUGUCAAUCUUGGACCUCUUAUCAAAACUUGCUGGUGGCUGGAGACCUGAGAAGAGCUAUGUGGGUUUACUCCCUACAAUCUGUUCUGAUAUGGUGAAGCAAUUCGAGGUUGAUGGUCUCUACGUGCUGUGCACUGUCGAUAUAGAUAUACUUAAGGAACCGAGAUACAUCCAAAUCCUGAAGAUUUGGGAUGUAUUGCCCUUAAGGGAUGCAGCGAGACUGGUUAAACGUCUCGACAGUGAGUUCAAAGCAUAUGCAGACGAUUUCAUUAGUCUGUGCAACGAGAAAUGUCUCGAGGGGGAUCAGAUAGUUCCAAAGACGUGGGAUUCUUCUCAUGGUAUUGCUCGUUUCCAUAGUCCGGAUCAAGUUCAAGCAGGGAGUGGUUUCGGGGCCGAUAUUUCGAAUCCGGGAACGAGCGAGAGCCUGCUUUCAAUGAGAUUCCACCCCUCAUCAUCAGGUGUGAUCAGGCACUUGUUUUCGGAGGACCACGAUGGCGAAGCGAAUCUUGCAUCUGAAGUAACCGAGCUAGAUCAAGAGAUGAAUUCCCGAUUCGGCGGGCUUCAUAUUUGAGCAAACCCAUGUUGUUCCCCUUCUUCACAGGCAGCUUCUUUUGACAGAAUCAGGGGAUAACACAAUUUCUUUACGAGGAAUGUUUCGUUCGGGGUCGGAAUUUCUGCGCCCGUGCCGGGUAUUUUCGAGAAGGCGUGGACCUUCUAAAUCAUCUAUCUUUUUCUAGUUUUAUGUCUGGAUAUAUUUGGUUGAAAUAAUGGCAUAGAAUUUUCGGUUCAGGUGUCAUAA